Hypoxylon fragiforme is the source of this 1875-nucleotide messenger RNA. RefSeq lists its product as uncharacterized. The record is from RefSeq and is a predicted model, not a curated record. Lineage: Eukaryota; Fungi; Ascomycota; Sordariomycetes; Xylariales; Hypoxylaceae. The coding region runs from base 185 to 1249 and encodes 354 amino acids. The transcript has 2 exons.
CAAAGUUCUUAGAAAGACUUCAGCUUUGUUCCUGCCUCAUACAUUUUCAUUUCCCCUCUAUAUUACCUUUUCUCAACCAUUAUCACCAUUCCUUCUUUUACUUCAUUUAUCCAUUCUAUUUCCUUGUAUUAUUCUAUCAUCUUUUUAUCAUCUGUUGGAAUAUACAAGUUUCAAACUACUCAAAAUGUAUCGCGAUAUUGCCCACGCGGUGUAUAAGCGGGGCGAGUCCUCCAUGGGAGGCUACGAGAUGCCCGGUUGGGGCUGGGGACUCAUUGUGAUGGAUAUUAUACUUUUCAUGCCUUUGGUCUUGUUGGUAAACUACUCGCUUCAGCAUGUGUUUCCCACGCUUGCCAUCGUCGAGGACCCUUCGCCGCCGGCCUACGAACCCGUCUCGUUGAACGAUGAUGCUCAGUCCUUCGCCGAAGAUAAUGCCCCGCUUUCCGAUGAAGCCGCGCGUGGUGGCUCGCAGGCACGUCUCAUCACCUCAUCUAUCCGCUCUACCUACCGCACCCUGGCUGCCAUCAGCGGCUGGCGCUCUAUGUUCCGAGGUGUGGCUUGCUACUUCGCUCUUUCCGUCGCUACUACCUUCGUGUAUGGCAUUUUCGUCGGAACUUUCCUCCCAUCUCUCAUCGCCGGACCUCUUUCCGCGCUUGCUCUCGUGCAGCUCUACACGGCUUGGACCCACAUUGUCAUCUCGGCCCCGAGUUCCAAGACGUUCUGGCAACGUCUUCCUCCCUUCAAGAAGGCGUUCCAGGCCACCGCCCUUCCGAUUGUUAUGUACUUCUUCGCCGGCGAACUUUCUACGUUUGUCCCUAGAAUGCUAGCAUACGGAAUGAAGAUGAACAUCCCUAACCCCAAGCAACCUGGAGUCAUUCCCGAGGCUGACAAGAAUGACAUCUGGAAGGGAACUAUUGUGCUUAUCCUCACGCUGGUCAUGCACAUCUUCCUCGUCAUUCCUACCCAGGUGAUCCUUACCCGUGUCCAGGCUUCUCUCCUUCCCGAGGAAGAUGACACGAUUGUGCCUUUUGACCGCUCAUUCUCGGGCAAGGUUGAGCCAGCUAUUGUUGGUGGCAAGGGCUUCGUUACUAUCAAGGACGCCUGGCAGUCCUUUUCUCGCGCUUCGUGGCUUCGUCUUGUCAAGUUGUAUGUCAAGAUCUUCGCUGCUGGGCUUGCGCUUGCUCUCCUUUGGAUGGCGGUCAUUAUCCCCGAAGCGAUCCUGAUUAUCAGCCGGAGCAAGAAGAUCGAGUAAAUGCAAUCCACUUGUCAAGAAAUAUGGGAGCCACAUCCUGGUAACUCAGUAAAACUGUACUACGUACAGAUAUGUGUAUCUUGGUGAGAGGUGAGCCACUAGGCACAUUGUGGGUCGAAGGGUCAAAAGGACAAGGGAUAUACUACCUACUACUUAGUAAUUGGGGUUUAACCGUUUAGGAAGAUCUGACAAUUUGUAUCUACUAGAGGUAUCUACCAAGAUGAACCUACUCAAUGAGUUUCAUUCUACAUAUUUAAGUAGACAGCUCAACUAUGAAAGCAUGAAAGCAAGGCUGGCCUUUUGGAGUCCAGCCGAACAACAACAUAAUAUUUGGUAUUUUCUCAUUGUUACAGUGAAAUGUCUUAGAUUUGUGGAGGAGUUGUUUCAAAUCCCAAGCCACCUAUCAAUAAAUGCUGCGUGUGCUACUCAACUGUCACUCUCGUAUGACGUAUGAGCCUGAAAGAAGCUUCAAAGGGAUUGAUGAAUCGUCUUCUAUUCAGUAUAGUUAUCUGGUUGAACAACAUUUGGGCAGGUGCCAACAAGUAACAGACUAACAGUGGAUCCUGCGCAAACCAAUUUAACUUUUGAAGCUUUGAAUUCAAUGUUUGCUGUUUGAAAGGAAGGAA